UGUUUUGAAUGGUGUGGGAUAACGAGCAGCUCCGAGAUAAACCCUGAUAACCACGGACCACACACCCCCUAAUACAUUUAGGGAAAACUCUGAGAUUCAUGUCACCAUAAGUCCUGUCACACUGGGAGAAAGCAAUGGACCUCCACAAAAUUAUCCACAGUGCACUGCACGAAUUCAUCCAGAUGUACAUUCCUGAUGCAGAUCUCAGCACACUGGAUGAUGUCCUGCUGUCUUACAUCACCGGAGUCCUGGAAGAUCUUGGUUCCCAGCAGAGUGUUGAAGAGAACUUUGAUGUGGAGGUCUUUGCUGAAAUGCUAGAAGCUUACAUUCCUGGCUUUGCUGAAAUUGACAGUGUCAAAAUCUGCGAAAUGAUGUUCAACCUGGCUUCAAAACUAGCCACAGCUCGGACCUCAGCUGACAAAGAAAACAGUGUGCCUAAGGCAAGGACAGAUGAGAUUUCAGAGAAACUCAGCAGCCUGCCAAGUGGACCCCCACCAGGGAGAGAAACGCAGUGCCUUAAAACACAGACAGAGGGCGCCACUGCCAAGCUACCAGAGUCUGAAUGGGAAGCCCAAGAGCAGCACCUUCUUGAGAUGUUUCCAAAGUGUAGUCUGUCUGAGGCACGUAGCGCCCUGUCCAUUGCCAAAGGAGACAUGGAGGAAGCUGUUCGCCUCAUUAUAGAAGGCGACGUCCAACUCAGCCCCACCCCCCUUAAUGUAAACCAUGGGAAGACUGUGACAUCACUGGCAGAUCAGAAGCUGAAAGAGAGCAUCCUGGAGAAGUACAUGCUAGUGGACAGGGAAGAGGAUAACAAAACACAUCGGCCCGUUGCCCCCAAAGAUGCUCCAAAGAAGCUUGUUCGUUACCACAGUAACCAGGUGGUAACCACAAAAGGAGAAAGGUAUCAGCUUGUGAAGACAAAUGAAACGGAGGACAUGAAGAAGACAUACGUCAACCUCAAACCUGCAAGAAAGUACAGAUUUCAUUGAUGAGCACAAAACUGUAUGUGCAGCUACUGACAAUAUUGUUUACAGUUUUUAAGUUAUUAACUUGGGUUAAGAUAUUUCCCCAGUAAAGGAAGAUCCAUGUGCGUGUCAGUGGCUUAUUUUUUUAAAAUAUAGCUACCAUUAUCUGCCUUGGUUGAACUGUACCAUUGCAUUGUUUCAGUUGUGUCACCAUUUAUUUUCUCAUGAAGCUUUUUGGACUUUGUGUGGUAUUCUGGUGAGGAUGUUGUAGCUUGUGUUUGUCUCUGUAUCAGCCUAACCUAUUUACUCUUUGCCAUUUCAGCAGGUCUGAUGUUGCACUGACACAUCUUUUUAUAUUUUCUUUCAUCUUUCUUUUUUACCUUUUUUUUUACGUGAUGUUUUAAAAUCCUUGUUAAAGUCAUAGAGAUGAAUCUAUUUUCAUUUCUGUACAUAGUUAUGUUCUAGUGGUGCUGUAGGUUUUUCUCUUGACAUUACAGGUUUCAUCAUUGAUGCCAUUUUUCAUUUUGAGCGUGGUUAUUUUAUCUUCAUUUUACAAAUGUACUGUGCCGUGGAAAUAUUUGUUCAGUUCUUGAGUUUUUACUCUAUUUUUGUGCUACUAAAUCCUUUUAAAAACCUAACAAUUUUGUCUAAGAUGAAAAAACUAGUGAACAUUUGCCACAUUGCUCCUUCCUUGCCUAAAGCUUAAAUUAGUACCUAUAGUAUGUGCUGUGAAUGUCCAAUUUGUUGUAAUUUUAACAUUUUUCAGUAGAGAUGACUAUAUUUACAGAACUGAAGGUCGACCAAAGAAUAAGAAUCUUGAGCAGCUAUGGAGAAAUGUUAAAUAUGUCAAUGGAAACCUCAACCAAGGCCACACGGAAAUAUAUCUCACUCAAUCAGUGUUGUGUUGGAAAACAAAUGAGAGGAAAAAAAAGACUACAGGAAAAUGUAAUCUCUUCCAACAGUAUUUUUUUUUUCUCAAUCCUGCAGACAAACCAUAACAAAAACAGAUUGUAAUAACCCAUCUAACCUCUGGUAUGAAGAAAUUGCAAUUAUUUUUGACAAACCUUAAAUCUAAUUUCAUUACUCAAGUUGGAGAAAAUACAAAUAUGUUGUAUUAUAAUUAUCAGUAACUCAUUUUACAGCACAUAUUUGUCAAGCGUGUACUAGUUAUGACAGAGCUAUAAUGGCAUAGUGGAACGGAGGACUGAGGUUACACCCAUGCAUUCUCCUGAAGGACUUGAUGCUAAAGUUCAUUCAGGCAGCAUUAUGCUUAUUUUUAUAUGGAUGUUUAGAUUUGCAGAUGUUUGGUAUAUAUUGUGCAGAGGGCUAUUGUGUGCUUUUAGGGUCUUUUCACAUUAACUGAAGGCCCUCAUUUAUUUAGGCUCAUCUCAUUUCUAUUCUCUGUGAACCAGCUUUGCCUGUGACUGUAGGUUGUGAAAAAUAUUGGAUUCUUAUAUGAUUUUCUUUUAUUAUUGGUUAUAUAUUAGGAUAGAUGAGUGGGUCAUUUCUUUCUAAACGUAUACUGUUGUUUUUGUGUCCCCCUCUACAUCCAUUUGAAGAAAACUAUAAGCAGUUUUUAUUUGUGGUGUUAUCUAGUUUUUCUUAGUAGUGUAACACAGUCUAGAGUUAUAAAGCUGUGUUGUUACUGAUAGUGGUCAUUAUCAGCAGCACUGUCUUUAAGUACCAUAUGAUGUGUUACUGUACAGCAUGGAUCAGAUUAACUGAAGCUGUUUAGUUGAAUUGAAUUUUAAUCUCUGGCUUUGACAAAAUAGUGACGCACAAUUUAUAGUAAAUAAAUACUAAUUUUUGUAGACUCCCA
Sphaeramia orbicularis (orbiculate cardinalfish) is the source of this 2784-nucleotide messenger RNA. RefSeq names its product CUE domain containing 2 (gene cuedc2). The coding region runs from base 135 to 989 and encodes 284 amino acids. The record is from RefSeq and is a predicted model, not a curated record. The transcript has 9 exons. Lineage: Eukaryota; Metazoa; Chordata; Actinopteri; Kurtiformes; Apogonidae.